ACAAUUCUCGGCUAAUUGUCUCCAACACAGCGUUACGUAAAUGUAACGAGAUUAAGAAUGAUCCCUUUGUAUUGGUGCUCGACGUCGUAACAGAAAUAGACAACACGUGCUGUCAUAACAACCCCAACCUACGAAACAAUCGAUCGUUGUUACUAAUUUUACUGUACACUUCUACAAGACUAUAAAAAAUAUCACUUGGAAGAAAAUAAAGUCGGUGUAUUUUCCUGAAAACCCGGCGAGCUUAUUACAUAUCAAACGUCGCCGCUUCCGUGAGAGCGGAAUUUCCAAACUGCGUUAAAUUAUUACUGAAACAACAAAACUGGGACACCUGGUGUAGAUAUAAGUUGGUUUAAAGUUAGGUAGAGGAGAAAAAGUUAUGAUGCUAGAUGGGUAUAAUAACGUCCUGACAGUGCUCCACUCGUGAAGGUCUUCGCCGCAAUGUGACUGUUAUUUGUUAGUGCUCGUCUACGGGUCCAAAGGUUGCUGCAAGCCAUUUUCGUUCCUCUUCGCGUCUAUAAUGUAAAUUAAAAGGCGCUGGAUAAAGUUUCGCCGUUCUGAAAAAUCCCCAAUAUGAUUAAUACGAACAUGUCCGCCAUUAAUCAAGAAGCGAACUGUCAAUUACGUAACGACGCCACAUUUGUAUUAAUAAGCCGGCAAAUUAAUAUGCCACUUGAACAAGCAUUGAUGUAAGUAGGUAGCGCAUAGGAGAACCCCAGUCGGAACUAAAACACCAGCUCUGAAAUAACACACUGGAAUGCUAAAGUUACAAAUUGAUGCCAAUUAAUUAGUUGAUAAAACAGCGUUUGAAAGAGGAGACAGAAAAUAAGAUUAAUGCAAUAUUUAAGUAUAGACAAGCCGAAGAUAAUUCGCACGUGUAACCAGACCCAGGCUCGCCCACUCCAGAGUGUGUAAUGUGACGAUAAUUUCGAGCGAAUUGAUGGCCAGAUCCGGAAAAAGUUUCGGCCAGAUUAAGUCACCCUCUUUGGAAGGACCCGACGCCUGUUGGUAUACAUUUAUUCCGUCUUCAACUCAACGAGUAGAAGUUCAGAUUUAUAGACUUGUAAAUGCUGGGAAACAUAAUGGCACCAGUUGCGUAGGGGGUUUUCUGCAGCUUGCAGGAGGGCCAGAACCGCAAUAUAGCCAAACCGACAACCAGAUUUGUGGUAGCAACGAGAGAUAUGCUCCACCGGUUGUUUUCUUUGCCGACGAUGGAUUGGCCACAUUGUUAUUUCAGAUAACGGAAAAAACGCGGCGUUCUCAAUUCUUGGCAUAUUUUAGUUUCACAUCAAUAAAUAAUAGCGACGGUUUAGGAUAUCAGCCACGAGGAGGAAUGAAACUCCAAAACACAGAUUGUGACUGGCUCUACCAAGAUUUCGCAUGCAACAAAUCUGAGCAAGAGGGAAAUUCUUGCGUACUUGCUAGUCCAAGCUACCCUGGUGUGUAUCCACCUUAUCGACAAUGCAAAUACCACAUCACUACUAGCAAUGAAAACAUUCAAGUACGCAUUAGUUUCACUGCACUACUCUUACCGCAGAAUUGCAAAACAGAUUACAUAUCGAUUUACCAAGGUUCGACAACAAGUAGUCCUUUACUUACAACUUUGUGUGGUAAUCAGCGUAAAACUUUGGAAUAUUAUGGACUAAAUUUGCUCGUAGAGUUCAGAUCUGGGUCUCAGAAACCACCAUUUGACUAUAACGGCUUCGUCGCAACUCUAAAGUUUUCUGAAAGGUCUCUAACUACUGAAGCAACUACCACGGUACACAUACACCCUCGGACGACAAUGUCUAAUCUAAUUUUUCCAAUGAACGAAUCCAUUACGUCUACCCCGGAGACUUCUAGCUGUGACAUUCUUAUAUCCGGAAAUAAUACGAGGUCUGGUCAUUUCGAUACCAGGGAACAUGAGUGGCAUCCUAUUUGCCGCUUAGUAUUCCAAGGCCGUGUAACCGACGUAGUUCAUGUUUCUUUCUUUAACUAUCGAUUACGAACCCCUUCAUGUAAGUCCGUAAUAGAAGUAAUAGAUAACAGGAUCGAGGACAAGAGAAGCAUUAUUGAUAGAAUAUGUAGCCCGAUCUUGAAGCAGUCUAGAGAUCAAGACUAUCGUUCUGCUGAACCGACGUUCUUAUCUACCGGUAACACAAUGAUAAUCAUACUAAAGAGGUCAUCGGCACCCCUUUCCACAAACGAAGCUGAAUUCCUUGCGGGAGCGUAUUUCUUUCAUGACGAGCAAAUAAGCGGAACCAUGCAACCUAACGCAUUAUGCGACGUGAAGUUCAACGGGAUUAACAGCCCUCUAGCAGGAAUGAUAGAUAACCCAGGCACCCAGCACCUGUAUUGGAACAUCGAUGGUCCUUUAUCCUGUCGCCAGCAAUUUAUUCCCAGCAACAACCAAAGCAUAACCAUAAAAGUCCAAAGUAUUGAAAAUAUGUCCAAAGAACCGAACUGUGUGACACAGUGCGGUGAUAAUGGCUGUCGCUGUGUUUCAAGCAGCCCCUUGAAAAAUAUCGAUCAUCUUAUGUUACUGGGCGAUAAUAACCUCAAUAUAGCCUGUCUCUGCGGCAGCUUUCAAACGGAAGGCUUGCCAGUCAGUGCCCGGACUUGGGGAUCCCUUACGGUCAUCUACUCGGUAGCAUAUUACACUUGGACCAAAAAGGGCUUCGGAUUUUCCGCAUCCUACGCUUUCAAUACAGAUACGAUCUGUGGCGAACAUAUCUACACGGUCCAUUCAGGUGAAAUUGUAAUGAAAAAUCUAACGCCACCGGAAAAUCUUAACCACUUUUACCAACAAAGCUGCACCUGGACGCUACACUCCAACGUGGAACGCCAGCUAGAGCUAGACAUCACUUCCGAGCAAAACCGUCCUUGCACUGCUUGGAAUAUUAGUAUCCACGAGUACUCCCCCAGCCCUGAGAACCAACACUUAGGGGAACUGCAUCAUAUAUUUUGCUCAAGAGAUAACCACAAGUCGUACUUACUACCCUGGAAGCUUAACACAGUUGUCAUAAGAUUGUUCACACUCAGUAGAACUCUACCCCAAUUUAAAAUUAAAUGGAGAUCGCAGGUAGUUCGAGCCAAUACGAGAUUCAUUGGAGCACCGUCAGCUGCACCUAACGCUGUGUCAUCAACAGACUACCUUGAACCUAAUUCCAUGAGCCUUCUAUAUAUGCUUUUAAUCUUAAGCAAACUGUGUUUUUGGUGUGGACCUAGUGGAUUAAAUAGAUGAAUAUUGCAACGAUAAGACAACGCUCUAGUGAUCGUAUUAUUAUUUGCACAUAACAAAUUAAUGUUGUUCUUAAGUUCAAAAAGUCUAACCUAGACAUUGUAGUCUACCAUGCAGAUUUUGUACUUAUUUUAAUUACAUAUAUUGUAUAUAAACGAAAAAUAUGCCUUUGAGGCUGUAUUUUUCUAAACAUCUGCUCAAUUUGAUUGCCAAAAACAUACAUCUAAAAUUUAACUAACUGAAUGGGAUUUGUCCCCCGGACACUUAACCUAUUACGUUUCAAUAGAUCUCACACUAUCACUUGCCAACCAGUUCAUGAUGGUUAAAGUUCCUACAACGUCAAACUGGGUUUACUUGACAUUCUAGUGUUGAAUUUUGGAUGUAUAACGUCUUUGAUGUCUCUAAAAGAAUGAUAUUCAUUCUUGACAUUCGUCUAUUCAUCUGUCUGUGAUAUAAAACUAUUCGAAAUUGCGAUCACAAAAAAAAUCAGUAUAAAUAUAAAGCAAUAAUACAGGUAAAUUGGGAAUACUUGGAUGAAUAGGAAAAAACAAGAACUUAAGUAAGUUUGGAAGUGAAAACUUCAAUUUGACGCUACUCUAGUCAUUAGAUGGUAAUUUUCUCAAACAACACUGUAACAACAGAGAAUUAUCACUAUCAGUAUCAUUAGAUGCUUAGCCAUGUACUAAAUGCUGACAUAACUAUAUUUAAAAUUUAGAAAUUACAAGUUGCGUUAAUUUUUCUGUUAAGUUUUACAAACAUUUACGAAAAGCUAGCAUAAAAUUUGCACGUUACAUCUGUAAAUUACAAUUUAGCAUUACAAAAUUUUAAAAAACAAAAACAUCUCGAUAUGUAUCUUCAUAUUGUAGCCUUUUUUGGUGCCGUUUUUGUUGCAAAUUGAGCAGCUGUUAAUGUGUUAAAUAGCACUGCACAAUUUUGUUGUAAUGUUAGGUUUGUGUCAAUUAUGAGAUAUAUUAUAUGAAAACACAGUCUUCGAAAAGCAUUCGUUUUGCAAUAAACCCAACUAGCAAACAA
Molecule: messenger RNA, 4249 nt
Organism: Zophobas morio
Lineage: Eukaryota; Metazoa; Arthropoda; Insecta; Coleoptera; Tenebrionidae
Exons: 13
Coding region: 938-3220 (760 amino acids)
Cellular component (GO): plasma membrane
Source: RefSeq, a predicted model, not a curated record